UCUUGCAUUAUGGCUUGUCAUCGGUAUGCUGGUAUGUGUUGGCGACAGCUGCUGGAAUACGUUACGAACUGCAGUGCUGACGAAAAUGUAUCCUCGGAGUAGUUCAUCGCAAGCAUUUGCGCUCAGCAAAUUCUUCCAGUCGACAACAACCUGCGCGUCAUUUUUUUAUUCUGCCCACUUGGACCUACACAAGCAAAUGAUAAUUCUUACGAUUGGAUUGAUCGCUGCGUCCACAUGCUUUGCUGCGGCUUGGAGAAUACAUAUGCGGGAAAUCGAGGCUAGUGCAAAGUGCUCAGUCUCUGUGAUUUGCAAAGAUUCCCUCCGCAAAUAACU
Gongylonema pulchrum is the source of this 333-nucleotide messenger RNA. The record is from the annotation of a GenBank genome assembly. NCBI's taxonomy places the organism in Eukaryota, Metazoa, Nematoda, Chromadorea, Rhabditida, Gongylonematidae.